CACACUGAGCAGCGUAAAACAGGCAAUGCAUAUAAAUAAAGUUAUUUUUAUAAUGUCUAAUUAUCAACUGAAUACUAAGUAGGCUGUGUACGAUUUGUUUACUAAUUAAUAUGCACAAUAAAGCACACACAACAAAAAUUUUAGAUAAUUAGGGCGAAGAUGCAGCAGCACGAAGGAGGAGAGUGCGCCACAACCAAUAAUGGCGCAGCGGCGGCAGACACCAAAGCUGACGAACAAACAUUUUCAAAGGUCUUCAAAUCGGAUUUCGAUGCCAAGUACAACAUUGUCGAUAUACCCACGCCAGUGAACGCCUUCCUGUCCGGACAAUUUAAACGUAGCUAUGCUUAUCACACGAUCCGUAACCGGUUGCCUGUCAUUCUCACAAGGGUCAUCGAUUCGCUCACUAGGGACAAGAGCGAGCUAAUCGCAGAGUUUGGUGAGCAUGCUCGUGAAGAGUUGAAAAUUGUCAUUGGAUUGAUCUCGAGGCUCAAAUAUGAACUGCAAACGGACAAACCCUUCCAGGAGUUUACAGGCGAUGAGCCGGAUCACGAUUUGUGGAAUGACUUUAUCGCAGAGCUGCCCAAGGAGGGGCGUACGUUUUAUCAGGCCUGCUGGAUGUACACCGAGUGCUAUACGUACCGUAAGCUCUACUCCUUUGUGGAGAACAGCAUCUUCAUCAAACAGUUUGAUUGCUUUGGCAAAAUCAAGGAGCAGGCAUUGAUCGGUAGCCAGGACGCCAUACUCUCGCUGGCCAAGUAUACGCGUCGCACGGAAAACUGCAUUGAGAUGUUUGCGGAGCUGUUGAAAAUGAACUUGUGGAGCAAUCGCAAUGAUCUCUCAGACGAUGGACGUCUCUUCAAUAUGGAGAUACUGCACGAUGUGAGUGCCAUGGAUGAGUAUAUACUCAUUAACAAUGUCGAGGAUAUAUGGAUAUGCUUGUCGGAGCACAAUUCAAUCAAUAGACAGCAUGUGGAUAUAGUACUGGAUAAUGCUGGCUACGAACUGUUCAACGACUUCAUACUGGCCGAGUACAUCAUCGAGAAGGGACUGGCUGAAAAAGUGCGCUUUCAUGUCAAGGCCUUUCCCUGGUAUGUCUCCGAUACCACAAAGCGGGAUUUUAAUCAUACCCUCGAGUAUUUGAGCAAACACUCUGAUUACAUCAUCAGCCUGAUUGGCAAUAAGUUCAAGCAAUUCUUUGAUGAUGGUAAAUUUGAAUUAGCACCCAUUUCCUAUUUCUGGACAGCGCCACAUGCCUUUCACAACAUGCGGAACCUUGAACCGGAGUUAUAUCAAAGCCUUCAGCAAUCAAAGCUCAUAAUAUUUAAAGGGGACCUCAACCAUCGAAAACUCUUGAGCGAUGUCUGUUGGGAGUCCACACAGGAUAUAAAAGUAUGCCUUGGUGGAUUUCUGCCCAGCAAUUUCUGCACAGUGCGCACAAUCAAGUCCGAGGUAAUUUCUGGUCUUGCACAGGGUGUCAGUGAGGAUCUGACGAGAAAAGAUCCCAACUGGAUGGUCACUGGCAACUAUGGCAUAAUUCAAUUUGUUGAUGGCUCACGUGAAUUUGGCUAUUAAAAGCAUGAAAAUCUGUACCAAAUAUGCUUCAAAGCAAAAGUUAAUCCAAAUAUAAACACUUUAAAUGUUAAAUAA
This is a messenger RNA of Drosophila grimshawi, 1647 nucleotides long. Its product is annotated as damage-control phosphatase ARMT1. Gene Ontology annotation, biological process: DNA damage response. The record is from RefSeq and is a predicted model, not a curated record. Gene Ontology annotation, molecular function: phosphatase activity. Gene Ontology annotation, cellular component: nucleus; cytoplasm. NCBI's taxonomy places the organism in Eukaryota, Metazoa, Arthropoda, Insecta, Diptera, Drosophilidae. The transcript is spliced from 4 exons. The coding region runs from base 160 to 1572 and encodes 470 amino acids.